Symbiodinium sp. CCMP2592 is the source of this 5031-nucleotide messenger RNA. Lineage: Eukaryota; Dinophyceae; Suessiales; Symbiodiniaceae. The record is from the annotation of a GenBank genome assembly.
AUGGCAGAGGCCGAAGCCGUGUACCGCUACGAGUCCGGGUAUAUUGCGCAUGCCCCGAAGAAAGAUUAUGGCCCCCUGGAUUUCACGGGAAAAAUCGCAGGCGGUCUUCGCCUCGACAUUCGCAGGAGAGCACCCUUCUUUUGCAGUGAUUGGACAGAUGCCUUCAUGCCCGAGAACUUCCAAAAGUCGGUGUCAUCCAUCUUGUAUUUGUUCAUCGCAGCCCUGGCCCCAGCAAUCACUUUCGGCAGCCGCUUCCUCGAUGGCACCAACGGCCAGUUCGGAGUCUUGGAGAUGAUCAUGUCUACCUCCGUCAGUGGGAUGAUCUUCUCCAGUACAGCGGGUCAGCCCUUGUCGAUUCUCGGAGCAACGGGCCCCUUCCUGGCCUACACGCUUGUCGUCUACGACCUGGCCAUCGCCGUCGACGUGGAGCUACGAGGGUUCAUGCCCUUCUACUUCUGGACUUGCAUGUGGUGCUCCCUCUUCACUGUCUUGGUCGCCGUCUUCGACUUGUGUGCGCUCAUGAAGCACGUCACCAUGUUUUCGGAAGACAUCUUCGCUGGAUUGAUCUCGCUCAUCUUCAUCAUCGAUGGAGUGAGGCCAAUCAUCGAAAAUUUCACGGAGGAGAGGAUGCCGCUUGUUAGCGCCAUGUUCGAGGCACUGCUGUUCCUCUACACUUUCGGACUUGCCACAUGGUUGUCCGCAUUCCGACGAAAGCCUUGGUCCUUGCGAUUUAUCCGGAACUUCGCGGCCAACUUCGCGGUCACGAUCGCCUUGGUGACCGCUUCUGCCUGGGCCGCCUUGUACUCCAGUGAGACCAACCUGAGGAUGCUGCAGGUGGACGCAGAACUCUCCCCAAGUCUGGUUCUGUCCGAUGGCAGCAAGCGGCCAUGGAUUGUGAAUCCGUCGGGCAUCGACCGCCCCUUCCCAGCGUGGGGCAUUGCUUAUGCGAUUCUGCCCGCGAUCGGAUUCGCGGUCUUGGGCUACCUGGAUCAGAAUUUGACAUCUGUGAUUGUGAACAGACCCUCCAACAAUCUGAAGAAGCCCCCUGGUUACCACCUGGAACCAAAGCGGCAGUUGGACAGUUUGGGAAUCGACCUGUUUGUGCGUGGAGCACUCACACUGCCUGUUUGCGCCGUGCUGGGUCUGCCACUUUCAGUGGCCUCGACUGUGCCGAGCAUCACCCAUGUGAUCUCUCUGACCACUUACGAUGUCAAGCAGCUUCCCGAAGGUGAACGCAAAGUGCCUGCGAAGGUGGUGGAGCAGCGAGCUACAAACUUCAUCAUUCACGUCUUGAUCGGUUGUGCGCUCUUCUUGGCACCUGCCUUGAAGUUCCUGCCGCGUGCGGUGCUGCAGGGCGUCUUCUUCUACAUGGGCAUUGCAUCUUUGACCGGCAACAACCUCUUCGACCGCCUGAAGCUGUGGCUCAUCUGGGACCCGGCGAAGUACCCUCAGUACCACUACGUCCAGAAACUUCCGAUCCAGCGCGUGCACUUGUACACCCUUGUCCAAGUCAUCUGCCUUGGGAUUCUCUAUGGCUUGAAAGCCAUCAAGGACGGGCAUCAACUUAGUGUUGAGACAUCUGUCGUGUUCCCGUUCUUCAUGGCCUCCUUGGCCAUUAUUCGAAAGGGCAUGAGGUUCAUGUUCACCGAAGAGGAGCUCAAGCAGCUGGACUCUCUGCCUGGCGAGGAUGAGCAGCAGGAGGAGGCCGAGGCAUCGAAGCCGGACCUCCUGAACCUGGAGACGCAGGCUUGUGGGCCCCUGGUGCACGUUAGUGGUUUAGUGGCUACCUUAGUGCUGCCUGCACUUUACCAGGACGAGACCUCCAAGAAGGUUGUCCGGUUUGAUAUCGGUGGCUUCCCGAUCUUAGAUCGUUUUGUAGCUCACAGCACUGACUGGCAAAGGGCAUGCAACACCUGCAGCACCGUGUCAGACCCCCACAGCUCCAUACUCGACCUGAGUCCCUUUGAGCAUGAGAGCCUGCUUUUUGUUCUGGCUGGACGCAAGAGUCUAAGAGCCGAAGCCGUGUACCGCUACGAGUCCGGGUAUAUUGCGCAUGCCCCGAAGAAAGAUUAUGGCCCCCUGGAUUUCACGGGAAAAAUCGCAGGCGGUCUUCGCCUCGACAUUCGCAGGAGAGCACCCUUCUUUUGCAGUGAUUGGACAGAUGCCUUCAUGCCCGAGAACUUCCAAAAGUCGGUGUCAUCCAUCUUGUAUUUGUUCAUCGCAGCCCUGGCCCCAGCAAUCACUUUCGGCAGCCGCUUCCUCGAUGGCACCAACGGCCAGUUCGGAGUCUUGGAGAUGAUCAUGUCUACCUCCGUCAGUGGGAUGAUCUUCUCCAGUACAGCGGGUCAGCCCUUGUCGAUUCUCGGAGCAACGGGCCCCUUCCUGGCCUACACGCUUGUCGUCUACGACCUGGCCAUCGCCGUCGACGUGGAGUUCAUGCCCUUCUACUUCUGGACUUGCAUGUGGUGCUCCCUCUUCACUGUCUUGGUCGCCGUCUUCGACUUGUGCGCGCUCAUGAAGCACGUCACCAUGUUUUCGGAAGACAUCUUCGCUGGAUUGAUCUCGCUCAUCUUCAUCAUCGAUGGAGUGAGGCCAAUCAUCGAGAAUUUCACGGAGGAGAGGAUGCCGCUUGUGAGCGCCAUGUUCGAGGCACUGCUGUUCCUCUACACUUUCGGACUUGCCACAUGGUUGUCCGCAUUCCGACGAAAGCCUUGGUCCUUGCGAUUUAUCCGGAACUUCGCGGCCAACUUCGCGGUCACGAUCGCCUUGGUGACCGCUUCUGCCUGGGCCGCCUUGUACUCCAGUGAGACCAACCUGAGGAUGCUGCAGGUGGACGCAGAACUCUCCCCAAGUCUGGUUCUGUCCGAUGGCAGCAAGCGGCCAUGGAUUGUGAAUCCGUCGGGCAUCGACCGCCCCUUCCCAGCGUGGGGCAUUGCUUAUGCGAUUCUGCCCGCGAUCGGAUUCGCGGUCUUGGGCUACCUGGAUCAGAAUUUGACAUCUGUGAUUGUGAACAGACCCUCCAACAAUCUGAAGAAGCCCCCUGGUUACCACCUGGACCUGUUUGUGCGUGGAGCACUCACGCUGCCUGUUUGCGCCGUGCUGGGUCUGCCACUUUCAGUGGCCUCGACUGUGCCGAGCAUCACCCAUGUGAUCUCUCUGACCACUUACGAUGUCAAGCAGCUUCCCGAAGGUGAACGCAAAGUGCCUGCGAAGGUGGUGGAGCAGCGAGCUACGAACUUCAUCAUUCACGUCUUGAUCGGUUGUGCGCUCUUCUUGGCACCUGCCUUGAAGUUCCUGCCGCGUGCGGUGCUGCAGGGCGUCUUCUUCUACAUGGGCAUUGCAUCUUUGACCGGCAACAACCUCUUCGACCGCCUGAAGCUGUGGCUCAUCUGGGACCCGGCGAAGUACCCUCAGUACCACUACGUCCAGAAACUUCCGAUCCAGCGCGUGCACUUGUACACCCUUGUCCAAGUCAUCUGCCUUGGGAUCCUCUAUGGCUUGAAAGCCAUCAAGGAGACAUCUGUCGUGUUCCCGUUCUUCAUGGCCUCCUUGGCCAUUAUUCGAAAGGGCAUGAGGUUCAUGUUCACCGAAGAGGAGCUCAAGCAGCUGGACUCUCUGCCUGGCGAGGAUGAGCAGCAGGAGGAGGCCGAGGCAUCGAAGCCGGACCUCCUGAACCUGGAGACGCAGGACGAGACCUCCAAGAAGGACUGCCGAGGGUUGUUUCCCAGGUCCUGUGUUCACACCUGGAGCCCAGCCACGGAGACCAACGAGUCGCUAGAAGCUGGUGCAGCCUCCAGCCCGACGGGACGGCUUUCGCGGGUCAGCCCCGGCGGCCAGGGUGCUGGAGCGCUUCUGGCUCCCGUUCAAUUCCUCCGGCUCUUCACCGCCGGUCCAAGACUCCGGCGUCGGGCCGAGCUCUUCGCGCUGCACUGCCUCGUUGAGGGCAAGGUAGUCCAGGACCAGGUCGCUGCCCUUCAGCUGAAACUCGGCUGGGAUGCCGGCGACCGGGCCUGGUGGACCUCCGGUCUUGGGCUGACGCUGGCCUCGGGUGGCCUUUGCGGACCUCUUCUCAGGCGGUUGGGCGAAUAUCGCUUUCUCUCCGCCUGCCAUAUGGCGUCCUUCGCAGCCUUCUUCUGCUUCCGGAGGUCGCGGCUCGUCACAGGCCUCGCACCGCUGAGCCUCGGAGGUCAGCGUCGCUUGGUCUCGGCAGCGUGGCUCGUGGAGGAGGCGCAGAGCUGCGGUGUGGGCCGCGGCGAGGUGGUGGGCUGGAUGGCCAGCCUGCGCGCAGCCUCGGAGGCCUUUGUGUCCCUGCUCUCGCAGUUUGUUUAUCAGCGGGCCCACGCUCAAGGCGUCCCUGCCAACGUCUUCUUGCUGCCGAAGCUGCUGAUCCUCUUUGCGGAGCUGCAGCGGACACGCAUCAAGCUCAUCGACGACCAUGGCGAUGGGAGUCGCCGGCUUCUUCCACGCUCGCUGCGGGCACGUGGCGCCCGGCAGAUUCGGCUGCCACCCCGCAAUGCCGAGCCGUUGGGCCUGGGACUGGACCUCUUGGACCCUGCCAUACCUCAGAUCUGCUCCCUUGCCCCUGGGUGUUUCGUUGACAAAUACAACGCCACCGUUCAGGACUCCGACCGCCUCAAGGUGGGCGAUUUCAUCCUUAAGGCCGCAGGCGCCUGCGGCAAGGCAGGGGCCAUCGCCGACACGCUGGAGUUGGCAUCUCCGGCAGAGGGCUUGCAGUUAUUGGUGCAGCGGCCACCUCCUCGACGCCUCCGCCUGUCGGCGAAAGCGCUCGCCCCACACAAGCAGGAGCUAUCCCUCAUCACAUCCCUGCCUUCUGGCGUCUCGCUCUACGCUACUCGGGACCUGGGUGCCAGCGGGGCGGAGCUGAGGUGCCACGACCGCAUCGUCGCUGUCGCAUGCACUCAGGGCAGUGCCCCAGAACUGCGGACCGUGCUGGAGGAGGCUCUGAGAGGUGCGGAGCCCUUCUACAUCUCCGUGGUUCGCCCAGGCAUUGAAGGCUGUGACUUCAGCUAG